Drosophila obscura is the source of this 2359-nucleotide messenger RNA. RefSeq lists its product as uncharacterized. Gene Ontology annotation, molecular function: transmembrane transporter activity. Gene Ontology annotation, biological process: transmembrane transport. The record is from RefSeq and is a predicted model, not a curated record. Lineage: Eukaryota; Metazoa; Arthropoda; Insecta; Diptera; Drosophilidae. The transcript has 9 exons. Bases 555 to 2252 code for a protein of 565 amino acids. Gene Ontology annotation, cellular component: membrane.
AGUUUCACGUGAACGGGGAAUCGAGAUAUCCCAUUUUAUUUUUAUAGACUUAGAUGAACAACUGUUCAUCUGUUUAGACUGUUUCGCAGUGUACACAUGUACCUGUUCCGAUCCGGCUGUUUGUUGCUAUUGCUUUUUCGUGAGUCUAUAUAAAGCUAGGGAUUUCGCGGCAGCAGCUCAUUUCGAGAAUCAAACUCUAAUUGUAAUUUGUUUGCCGUCGUCGUCGUGGUUGGAUGUACAUAGCUGCUGUCGUUGUCGUUGUCGUAGUCGCUGCCCAGUUUCGUGUUGGUUCAGUGAAUACAAACGGCUGAUGGGUAUCCACAUCCACAGCAAUCAAAGCGAUUGAAUAAUAAUAAUAGCAUAAUAUUAGCGUGAUAAUCUGAUCGGAAGUGGCGAGGGAUUUUCCUCCACAAAAACUCUUACGUGACAAGAAUUGAAAAUGUGCAACAAGCGCCACUGAGCCAGGCCUUGAUCAAACUAAAUACAAACCGAAAUACAAAAAUAUUGAACUGAACUGUGCAGCCCAUAAAUUUGGCAAUACAAAACGGACAAACAUGGUUGAGAAGGCCUCGAAUGCGUUUACGCUGGAAAAGCUCCGCAAUCUGCAGUGGGGCAAAGUGUUCAAUCUGUUCUAUAUAGAACCGGUUGUCUUCAUGCUGCUCUUCUCGCACACGCUCUCUGGCACCAUCCAGCGCAACCAGGUCAUCUACCAGACGUGCACAGUGAUAUUCCACUACAACGAGUCCGACUGCAAGCAGCUGGACGUUAAGAACGCCAGCGCCGAGAUAAAUGCCAUCGAAACGGAACUGCAGCCGUAUGUGGCCAAUCUAUUCCUCUCCCGGACCCUGCUGGAGAGCAUUGUGCCGGCCUUCUGUGGCCUGUUCAUCGGCUCCUGGUCGGACCACUAUGGCCGCAAGCCGCUGCUGAUUGUCUCGAUGAUUGGAUUUUCCGCAUCCUUCCUGAUGAUGGCCGCCAUCUGUGAGCUGUCCAGCUACUACGUGGUCAAUCCCUGGUGGUACAUUCUGGCGGCGGUGCCUCACUCGCUGCUGGGCGGCAACUGUGUCUUCUCUGUGGCCGCGUUCUGCUUCAUAUCGGACAUAACGGACUGCAAGACACGGCCCUACCGCAUGAUCUUCAUGGAGUCGCUCUUCUUCAUUGGACUGACCAGCGGCUCGCUGCUCUCCAGCUUCGUGUACGCAGGCGUUGGAGCAGCGGCGACCAUAGGUCUCUCCGGCUGUAUUUCCACCUUCGCCACGCUGUUCAUCAUCUUCUUUGUGCCCGAGAGUCUGCACAUUCGCCAGGCACAAGAUGCGAAGAAUGCCACUGCCCUCAAGGGUGACACGGUAAAGGAUAUGCCGAUGACAGCCUGCGACCUGCAGCUGGACUGCGUGGCCAUCGAUUGCCCGCCGAACAUCCUAAACGAUGAGCAGCAGGAGGAGAAACCCAAACCCUGCGAGCUGCCCACACCGGCGACGCCUGCCAUGAGCUUUGACGAGGACAUGCUGGCCAAGUACGUGGAGCGGCUGCCCGAGCGGGCCAAGAAGGCCAGGGACGAGGCGGAGGCGGCGGAGCGCAUCAAGAAGGCUGGCCUAUUCAGUUUCGUCCACAUCAAAGAUAUGAUUAACACCUGCUUCAAGCCCCGCGAACAUCAUGCUCGCGCAAUUAUUUGGCUCGUCACACUGGCCAUGUUCCUGUCCAUUUUCGUCUUUGAUGGCGUGAUGACUGUAAUGUAUUUGUUUGUGCGCGAGAAGUUCCACUGGACGGUGAGGGAUUACACAUUCUUCGAGACGGUCAGUCAUCUGGUGCCCAUGAUUGGAGCCCUCAUCGGUUUCCUUGUCCUCCGAAAGGUAUUUCGCCUGUCGGUGGUUACGCUCGGCCUGCUGGCCUUCUUCUCGGAAAUUCUCAACAAUCUGGCCAAGGGCUUUGCCACAAUGCCCUGGCACAUGUACCUCUCAGUAUCGCUGGGCGUCUUUCGCUCCAUAUCGGGACCCAUGUGCCGGACCAUUGUUUCGAAUAUCGUACCGCCAUCGGAUCUGGGCAAGAUUUUCUCCAUUAAGAAUGUUUUGCAAUCGUUUGCACCUUUUGUUGCCGCCCCGCUCUACACGCUAAUCUACAAGCAGUCCCUCACCACAUACCCGGGCCUGUUCAACUUUGUCAGCGCGUUCCUCUACCUACUCUCGUUCGUGUUCAUCGGAUGUGUGUUGCGCAUCAAGUUCAGGCACAAGCAGCACUACGCCAAGGUGCUAAAGUGAGGCACCGAACCGAUCGAUAUAUGCCUAAAUUAACAUGUGAUCAUAUCUAAGUAAUAAAACUUUACGAGUAGACCGAAUUUAAAUGCUGCAAAUUCAGACAAUUGCGU